AUGGAAGGAAGCACGAAACUGGAUUCGUCGCAGCUCUCUAGCGCACAAAAGGUUAAGCAUCCUCCAAAGUUACCUUACAAUGUUCCUGAACCGAGGUUUUCCGAUAUAUCUUCCAUACGUCCAAGUGAUGCAACUUUCUCUGUCGACCAAGGAGGUGCAGGCAACAUUGUUGAGAAUUCGCACUCGCACUUCUUGCUUCACACCUGCUUAUUUUGUUAUUUUGUGGAAACAGCAAAAGCAAAUUCGAUCAUCAACCACAAUCCGAGUAUGUUCACAAAAUCUUCGUCGUUCAAGUGUAUGGAUGAUGUUUUCGCCGAGUUGAGCCGAGAAGUUUUGUCUGGAAGUGGAACACCACUUAACAAAGCAUUUGCGAAGAUGGGCUUCAGGCCAACUUACAAGCAGGGUUUUGCUGAUGAUUAUAAUUACACGGUCAAGGAUUUUUCGGAUCUCACCGACGGAGUGAUUUUGGGUAAAAUCAUUAAGUUGGUGACUGGAUGUCCGCCUGGCAGCCUCAUCUCUCGCCUACGCAAUCCAGGGGGAGACCGUUUGAGAAAAAUUGGCAAUGUAAAAGUGUGCUUGCAAACUGCUUGCGAUAGAGGAGUAGACCUAGGAGCGGUCAAGGCAGAAGCAAUUACGGGAGCAAACAAGGAAGCGAUUUUGAAGGUUCUAUGGAGGUUGGUGGGAGUAUACGUGGGAGCAGAUGAGGAGCGCGAUUUACGACGAGCAUCUCUAGCACUGGCCCAUCAAAAUAACAUAUUCAAUCUUGGCGCUGUUCCCGAUGACAUCAGCGGAGAACAAUUCGUUCUUCACAUAUGCAAGCAAAUAGAUAAUAUGGGCCAACUGCGACUGCAAUUUAAACUGUUCCACAAACCGUUGUUUGGUUGGAAAGGUUCAUUCUUUUACACCAGUGGGUGUGAAAUGAUUUACGAUAUAAGAUGA
This is a messenger RNA of Cylicocyclus nassatus, 939 nucleotides long. The record is from the annotation of a GenBank genome assembly. NCBI's taxonomy places the organism in Eukaryota, Metazoa, Nematoda, Chromadorea, Rhabditida, Strongylidae.